This is a messenger RNA of Monodelphis domestica (gray short-tailed opossum), 4961 nucleotides long. It is a transcript of the gene TUBB1, whose product is annotated as tubulin beta 1 class VI. The record is from RefSeq and is a predicted model, not a curated record. Gene Ontology annotation, molecular function: structural constituent of cytoskeleton; GTPase activity; GTP binding. Gene Ontology annotation, biological process: microtubule-based process. Gene Ontology annotation, cellular component: microtubule. NCBI's taxonomy places the organism in Eukaryota, Metazoa, Chordata, Mammalia, Didelphimorphia, Didelphidae.
GACAAUAUUGAGCCUAACAGUAAGAAGCAGAAAAGGAAAAAACAUCCCUUCUCAAAGAAAGAUAGGCAGAAGGGGGGGGGAGAGAAUGAGGGGAAUUUGGAACUGGACACACCCUUGGGGCUAGUUUUUAAAGGGCAGUUUGGUCACUCUAAUACACUCAUUGGAAAUGACUUUCAUCGCUACAAACUGAUGAGUUUGAGAAGAGCGGUCCUCUUAGAGUUUGUGGAUUUCAUUAGAAUCUCAUAACUUUGGUAUAAGACCAAAAAAAAAUGCGUGAAAUUGUACAUAUUCAGAUUGGCCAGUGUGGAAACCAGAUCGGAUCUAAGUUCUGGGAAGUGAUUGGUGAUGAGCAUGGGAUUGACACCACUGGCAGCUACCAUGGAGAUUCAGCCCUGCAGCUUGAGAGAAUCAAUGUUUACUUCAAUGAAGCCUAUGCUAAAAAGUAUGUGCCCCGAGCUGUUUUAGUGGAUCUGGAACCUGGAACCAUGGAUAGCAUCCGGUCUAGCAAAUUAGGAACCCUCUUUCAACCUGAUAGUUUUGUUCACGGUAAUUCAGGAGCUGGCAACAACUGGGCAAAGGGCCACUAUACAGAAGGAGCUGAACUGAUUGAAAACGUGAUGGAUGUGGUCAGGAAUGAGAGUGAGAGCUGUGACUGCCUUCAGGGUUUUCAGAUAGUCCACUCAUUGGGGGGAGGGACUGGAUCUGGUAUGGGUACCCUCCUUAUGAAUAAGAUCCGAGAAGAAUAUCCAGAUCGGAUUAUGAAUUCCUUUAGCAUAAUGCCUUCCCCUAAAGUCUCUGACACAGUUGUAGAACCAUAUAAUGCUGUACUUUCUAUCCACCAGCUCAUUGAGAACACUGAUGCAUGCUUCUGUAUUGAUAAUGAAGCUCUCUAUGAUAUAUGUUUCAGAACCUUAAAGUUGACAACUCCCACCUAUGGUGACCUCAACCACUUGGUGUCCUUGACAAUGAGUGGGAUCACUACCUCCCUCCGUUUUCCUGGUCAACUCAAUGCUGACCUGAGAAAACUGGCAGUGAACAUGGUUCCUUUCCCCCGACUCCACUUUUUUAUGCCUGGCUUUGCCCCACUGACAGCCCGUGGCAGUCAGCAGUACAGAGCUCUCUCAGUCUCUGAGCUCACCCAACAGAUGUUUGAUGCCCGCAACAUGAUGGCUGCCUGUGACCCUCGCCAUGGCCGUUACUUAACUGUAGCCUGUAUUUUUCGAGGCAAGAUGUCCACCAAGGAAGUAGAUGAACAGUUGCUCAAUGUACAGACCAGAAAUAGUAGUUAUUUUGUGGAGUGGAUUCCCAACAAUGUCAAAGUCGCUGUGUGUGACAUCCCACCCCGGGGGCUAAACAUGGCUGCCACCUUUAUAGGGAAUAAUACUGCAAUUCAGGAGCUUUUCAUCAGGGUUUCUGAGCAGUUCUCAGCUAUGUUCAAAAGGAAGGCUUUUGUCCAUUGGUAUACUGGUGAAGGGAUGGACAUAAGUGAAUUUGGAGAAGCAGAAGGUAACAUCCAUGAUUUGGUGUCAGAAUAUCAACAGUACCAAGAUGCCAAAGCAAUCCUGGAGAAGCAUGAGGAGGCAGAAGUUGAGACAGAACCAGAAGAAAAGGAACAGUAAACAGUGGAAUAAGAGGAAAAAUGCUUAAAUGUGAGGUAACCACUAAAUCAGAUACAAUCAAGAAUUUUGCUUAUAUAAUUUUUGGUGAGUUUUUUUUUUAAAGCUGUUUUGGCUUUUUGCUCCAAAUACAGUGAAGAAUGGACAGCACCUAUUUUUUUUUCUUUGAUAGGUGUUUGGGGAGGGAGUAGGGAAUGAUAAAGGGAAAUAAAUAGAUUAAAGGGUUGAAUUCUUAGUACUGGCAUUUACCAAAAUUAGGAACUUAUAGUUCAACUGUAAACUGCAUGUUAAUCUUUUCAUAUGACAAAUUUGUUGAUAAUCAUUAUAAUUACUUAAAAAGAUAUUUACCAAAUGCCUACAAGUGCUGUGUUAGGCAGCAAGGGGGCUACCUCUCUGAUCUGGUAGAAAAUCAUUGCAGCUUGUAUCAACUCCAAAAUCCAUUGAGGACAUACUUUCUGAUCUACAGGGAGUGUUUUGAGAUUUUUGCUACACAUUCCAAGAUUGUCUGACUUGAAACUCCUGCUAACCAAGCUAUAUAUUUUACCUUUCUGCUGACUACCUGAAACCUCAGAGGAAAUAAGACAAUUUAACUGUUGGAUUUCAAAGUGUAUUUAAAUAGAUACUAGUAAAUCAAAUUUGUAAAAAGCAUUGUGUGUAAGCUGGAAAAAAAUGGAGAAAACAAGAAGCAAGAAAACUACCUCUAAAGUAUAGGUAGCCCCCACAAAGCUUUUAAAUCGUCUUAGAUUAUUAAGUAGUUUUUACAUUUUAUAAGUAUUUAUUUUGGUUAUUAUAGAUUAGAUUCAUGAGAAUAGUAUGGUUGGUUAUUUGUUUUUUUUAAAUUCUUGAUCUACUUUUAUUUAUAUCCAGAAAAUGUUUUGAAAUCAGUUUGGCUUUAGAAAAAGGAAAUAAAUAAACCAACACACACAAAUGUAGCAACUAUUGAAGUUUAGGAAUUAAGCAUUGCCCACUAUGAUGUGCUUCUCAGGAACUGUGAAUAGUCUCUAGUAAGAGAGCAUUCUACAAUAUGAAGAAUAUAACCAUUUUGUAACAUUACCACUUUUUGUAAUACAAUUCGAUCCAUGCAUAGCUGAUGAGGGGGAAAAAACUAUUGUUUCUUACACUGAAAAAUGUUUUUUUUAAGCAAUUAAAUUCCUAAUUUGCUUUAGUAAUUGGCUAGAAUAAAUAGAAGACCAGCAGGAAGUAGAUGGAUGAGGGAAUGGUGCAAUCCGACAAGACUGUAACUUUUUUUUUAAACUAAGGCAACAUGGUUAACACCAAAGCAAAGGAAGCAAUUAAAAGGUCUGCCAAGCAAGUAAGAUCAUCAUUGUUGCUGAUACUUUUCAAUAUUUACAGAAGUCAAAUCUAGUGACCAUUUUCCAUUUGUAGAGGAAACAUUGUAGAAACAAUGUAGAGGAAACACUGAAUUCAUUAAAGGAUUCUAUGUAUAGAAUAUUGCUAGGCACUAAGGGAGAUAAGAUAAAUUAGAUGAAGCUCCUUACCCUCAAAAAUCUCACAUUGAUAGUGAAUAUCUAAUAGUAUAUAAAAGUAACUGAUAUAAAACAGACCAUUAAAAAAUGCCUAAGAGAUAUUCAAAGUGCUUAGGGAGUUCAGAGGAGGAAAAGGUAACAUUCUGUCAGGACGAAGAAAAGCUUUAAAGAGAAGGUAGAAUUUGACCUAGAAUUGAAAAAUGGGUAGAAUUUCAAUAGGGACUAUUAGGAUGAGAGGAAGAGGAAGGGGGGGGGGGAGAUUAAAGGAAAUUUCAGGACUAGACAUAGGGAAAAGCUUUAAUAGAGUUUUCAAAAACAAAAACUCUCUAAUGUUUAAAGUGAUCGUUUGGUUGGAUCAUAGUAGAUCAAGUAAAAUACUAAGAUAAGGAUGAAAAGAGAAGCCAGAGUCACAUUUUGGGAAAUGUUGAGUAGCAGCUAAGAAGUUAUAAUGGGGAAUUGCUAAGGCUCUUUAGCUUCAGAGAAGUGAUGUGAUUAAAGGGUAUAAAUAAGACUGCAGACAAGGGAUGGGUCUAAGUGGGAAAAAGCCUAGAGGCAGUAAGCCUGGUUCAGAAGGGAAAUCAGGGGUCAGAUAAGAGGUAAAGAGUUCAGGAGCAAGAUUAUUAGUCUAAACUGAAAGAAUAAAAGUGAACAAGGUAGAAUAAAAGCAAUUAUUUAGCACUGGCUAUGGGUCAAGCACUGUGCAACAUGCUGGAUAUUCAAAUGGUGUACAAACUUGAGGCAGUCCUUGCCUUCUAAGAACUUAUUUACAAUAAAGGGAGAUAAAACUUAUAGGGAAUAUUGUUGGCUGCUUUGACCUGGGAAUUCAGAAAUGUUGAAUGAAGGCACAGGGGAAUCCAUUAAUUCACUCUUUUUGUGUGCAGUGUUUUUUUUUUUUUAUUGUGGUUCCCCAAAAUAUGAUGUAGGUGUCAAAAAGAUGAUAGGAAUGAAUAUCUGGAUGGGAUGUGAGUAUGGCAAGAUUGAAAGGGGACUGGCUAGAUAUAGUGGACUAUGUGAGUUUGCUCUCAUUUGUCAAUCAGGACAGUUUAGCUCUUGAGUUGAUUAAGCUCCUGUGGAAAGGUUAGAGAGUAUACCAGUUCUCUAGAUGCAAGAAGAUGGCAUGGGUGAUGACUAGAUUGGAUAUAAAAUAUUAAAUUUGUAGAAUCAGUAGUGCUUCCACCAGAUUAGAUGGAAAAGAAUCAAAGAUGACUAAGCAUGGGUGACUGAGAAAAUACUAGUGCCAUUAACAGCAACAGGAAAGUCAAGAGAAAACAAUGGCAGGAUUUAGUGAGAACAUUUUAACAGAUAUUAGGAUGGGCAUAUUACUUGGAUAGGCUUGCAUUUAUUGAAAAAUUAUACACAUGCUUGAGAACUUUUGAUGCAAAAUUUGAAGAAGCAACUAGGUAUGUGUGGCAUAGUAGGAUAGUGCAUUUUUAAUCUAAAAAGACUUGGAUUCAAACGCCCCUCUAGAUUUUUAUAGCUGUGUGAACUGAUAUGUAAAAUAAGGAAGGUGUGAGUAUCAACUGAAAAAGUAUGUAUAAUUCUUUGAAACCUUAAAAUGCUAUAUAAAUGUCAGCUAUUAUCAGCAUGUAGCUAUAUUAAAUAUAUUAAAAUAUUUCUGCUGACUUAAAAUUCUUAUGAAGACUUGUGGCUACAAACAAGAAUAAAAGUCAAAGGAAAUAAGUUUAUAUUCAUUUUUUCUUUGAAUUGUUUAUAUAGGACUAAUCUUUUUUUUUUUGCCUAAACCCUGCCAUUUAAACUGAUUCUUCAUCUGAUUGCUCAAAAAUAUUCCAAGAUAAAUAACUUUCCUACUUUGUACUAUAGCAAUAAAUUUAAAAGGAAAAUAAAAUUUGAACUGACA